AGCAGUCCACACUUGACGGCAAGCAAGCCGGAAGUCGCAGCCGCCGCCGUCGUCCCCUCCCCGUCCCUGCCCGCCGGGUGCCGUCGGAGGUUGACAGGUCGAGGCGGGGAGGCGGCGGCGGCGGCAGCAGAGCCAGGCGCCUAACACUGGAGUCUCCAUGGGGAACGCUCCAAGUCACAGCAGUGAAGACGAAGCGGCAGUCGCUGGGGGCGAGGGCUGGGGCCCGCACCAGGACUGGGCCGCGGAGUUGGGUACGAUCCCGGGUGCGGGUCCUGCGGGCCCGGCGCUGCCCCCUGCCUCGGCGCUGCUGGAGCCGGCCCGGCUGCGAGAGGCGGCGGCUGCCCUACGACCUGCGCCGCCCUGCGAGUCGCUGGUGUCGAGGCACCACGGCGCGUUGUUGCGCUGGCUGGAAGAGCGACUGGGCCGCGGUGAAGAGUCUGUCACUCUAGAGCAGUUCCGGGAGCUGCUGGAGGCUCGCGGCGCUGGCUGCUCGGGCGAGCAGUUCGAGGAGGCCUUUGCACAGUUUGAUGCUGAGGGUGAUGGUACAGUUGAUGCUGAGAACAUGUUGGAAGCCCUUAAGAAUUCCACUGGAGCUAAUCUUCAGGGGGAGCUGAGCCACAUCAUCAGACAACUGCAAGCCUGUUCUCUUGUUCCAGGUUUCAUAGACAUAUUUUCAGAGUCAAAAGAGGGCCUGGAUGUUCACUCUUCAAUGAUACUGCGUUUCCUGCAUCGCAAUCGAAUCUCUAGCAUGGUAAUACCCUAUCCAAUGCUGGACCACUGCAAUAAUAUCUGCACCAUGAGGUCUUCUGUUCUAAAGGAGUCUCUGGAUCAACUUGUAAGAAAAGAAAAGGAAGGCCCUGGAGAUCUAACUAGAAGUCCAGAGAUGGAUAAGCUCAAGUCAGUAGCAAAAUGCUACGCUUAUAUAGAAACAUCCUCCAACCCUGCAGACAUUGACAAGAUGACAAAUGGAGAAACGUCAUCCUACUGGCAGUCAGAUGGCAGUGCCCGCUCACACUGGAUUCGUUUAAAAAUGAAGCCAGAUGUUGUGCUUCGGCACCUGUCCAUUGCUGUGGCUGCCACUGACCAGAGCUACAUGCCGCAGCAGGUAACAGUAGCUGUGGGGAGGAGCGCCAGUGAUCUUCAGGAAGUCCGAGAUGUGCACAUCCCCAGCAAUGUCACUGGCUACGUGACGCUGCUGGAAAACGCCAACAUCAGUCAGCUCUAUGUCCAGAUUAACAUAAAGCGUUGUCUUAGCGAUGGAUGUGACACUAGAAUUCAUGGUCUGAGGGCUGUUGGCUUUCAGAGAGUGAAGAAGUCUGGGGUCUCUGUCUCAGAUGCUUCUGCUAUAUGGUAUUGGUCUCUGCUGACAUCUCUGGUGACGGCUUCCAUGGAGACAAAUCCAGCCUUUGUCCAGACAGUGCUACACAAUACUCAGAAGGCAUUGCAACACAUGCCGCCACUUUCCCUCUCACCAGGAUCUACGGAUUUCUCAACUUUCCUGUCUCCCAGCGUUCUGGAAGAGGUAGACAGUUUCCUUAUAAGGAUAACUAGCUGCUCUUCCACCCCAGAGGUGGAACUGACUCUUCUGGCUUUUGCACUAGCAAGAGGAAGUGUUGCCAAAGUAUUGAGCUCUCUGUGCACCAUUGUUGACCACCUGGGCACACAGUAUGAUGCCUCAUCCCUCAUCUCAUCCAUGGCAUCAGUCAGGCAGAACCUGCUCCUUAAGUAUGGUAAACCUCUCCAGUUGACUCUUCAGGCAUGUGAUGUCAAAGGAAAGGAAGAUAAGUCGGGACCUGAAAACCUCCUUGUUGAACCGUGGACUAGGGAUGGUUUUCUUACAGAGACUGGAAAAACCAGAGCAAGUACUAUUUUUUCUUCAGGAACUGAAUCUGCCUUCCAGGUUACACAGAUCAGAAUUAUGGUUCGACGUGGGGGCAUUGGUGCCCAGUGUGGGUUAGUAUUUGCCUAUAACUCACCUUCUGAUAAAUUUCAUGCGGAAGAACACUUCAAAAGGUUUGAAAAAUAUGACAAAUGGAAGCUUCAGGAAUUCAGGCAAUUUUUAAAAAGCAGGAUUGGUUGCUCAUCUGAUGACCUUGGAGAGGAUGAUCCUAUUGGCUGGUUUGAGCUAGAAGAAGAGUGGGAUGAAGCAGAUGUCAAGUUGCAACGGUGCAGAGUUGCCAAAUAUUUGAUGGUGAAGUUCCUGUGUACCCGUCAAGAAUCAGCAGAGCGCUUGGGAGUACAGGGCUUGAGCAUCAGUGGAUACCUCCGACCAGCAAGUGCAGAAGCAGAACAGAGCGUUGUCUGUGUUCACUGCAGAAAGGAUGCAGAGGAGAGUGUGUGUGGGGCCACGUUGCUCCUGAAGACCCUGCAAUUCAUCCAGCAACUUGCCCAUGACCUGGUGCAACAGAAAGAGAGUGGCUUAAAAUAUAAAUCUUUUCUGGACUUUGCGGGUCUUGAUUUAAAGAUCUUCUGGAAUUUUUACAGUAAAUUAAAGCAAAACCUGAGGGAAGAAUGCAUCUGUGCCCAAACCCUGCUUCUGCAGCUCCUCCAGAGCUGUUUCUCAGUCCUGCAGGGAGAUGCGCUGGCUGUCUCUGAGAAUGAAAAGGCUCCAAACCAGAGCCCUGAAGGGGUUGAGGCUGCCAAGGAGCUCUACACACACUUGUGUGACGUGGUGGAUAGGCUGGAUGGAAACUCUGUGACCAUGGAAAUAUUAAAACAAGAAGUUAGGAAUACCCUCGUCAGCGGAGCUGCCAUCUUCUUUCCUGAUCGACAGACCCGGCGGAACCAUCUCUUCACCAUGAUGAACAAUGUCACUGAGCAGGAACACAAGCAGUCCCUGCAGCUUACCUUCCGCUCACUGUGCACGUAUUUUAGUGAUAAGGAUCCAGGUGGCCUUCUACUUUUACCUGAGAAAAGUGACCUGGCCGACAUGAACAUCAGCGAAGUGUUGGCGGUCAUGAACACUCUCCUCUCUGUUGCUGCUCGAGAGUGUGAGCUGCUGAUGCUCAGUGGGCCCCGAGGGGAGGUUGGCUCUGUGCUCUUCUCCCUGUUCUGGUCGGUCCAAGGCAGCCUGCUCUCCUGGUGCUAUCUGCAGUUGAAGAGCACGGACACCGGGGCCAAAGAUCUUGCCGUUGACCUUAUUGAAAAAUAUGUGGAACAAUUUGUGGCAAGCACGCGAGUACUUCUAGAAUCCCUUUUGUCACAGUAUAGUGGAAAACUCAUAGUAGAAAAAUUAUGUAAUUCGGUGUUUUCAAUGGCAGCUCGUCAACUGGUAAUCUUUCUGCUGGACUUUUGCGCUUUAGACAUUUCACACUGCACACUCUUGAGAGAAUUCAGUACUCUAACUGAAUUGUUAAAGAAGCUAUGCAGUGAUCCUGAAGGAGGACUGAAUAAGCUGGAUGUUGAGACUUGGCAGCAAGAACAGCCGGUGGUGUUACAUACAUGGACUAAGGAAUCUGCCCAUAACUACGAAAACAAUUGCCAUGAUGUGUCUGUCUUUGUUAGCCCUGGGGCAACUUAUUUUGAGGUGGAAUUUGAUGAGAGGUGUGAAACUGAAAAAAGGUAUGAUUAUCUGGAAUUUACUGACGCUAGAGGUGGGAAAACACGCUAUGACACAAAAGUUGGCACUGAUAAAUGGCCCAAGAAAGUGACCUUUAAAGCUGGUCCUCAGCUACAGUUCCUCUUUCACUCUGACAGCAGUAACAAUGAGUGGGGCUACAAAUUCACUGUCACUGCCUAUGGUCUGCCUGAUGUCGCCGUGUCUUGGGGGUUGGAUUUACAACUCCUUGUUUCCCGACUGAUGGGACGCCUUGCUUCCCAAUGCAUGGCACUCAAGUCUGCGCAUCGAAGUAACAUGGCAGUACCUCAAGCAAAAAUGGCCUUAGUCCUAAACUCCCCCUUAUGGAAACCUGUCUUCAGGCAUCAGACAUGUCCAGAGUUGGAAUUAGAAGCAAGCUGGCCCACCCACCCACACCAGGAUAGGAAGGAGGUUAAGAACAUCCCCGAUGAUCCCUGCUGCACUUUUCUUCUUGAUUUUGCACAGUCAGAUCCUGCUCAGAGCUUCUGUGGGCCAUAUUCAGAACUUUUCAAAGGAUUCAUACAGGCAUGUAGAAAACAGGCCCCAAAGACAGAUAUAGUUGCUGGUUCCACUAUUGAUCAAGCUGUGAACGCCACCUUUGCUGCUCUUGUGUAUCGCACUCCAGACUUAUAUGAGAAGCUGCAAAAAUAUGUAAACAGUGGGGGCAAAGCAGCCCUGAGUGAGGAUUUUGCACAAGUAUAUUCCUUGGCUGAUGGGAUUAGAAUAUGGAUGUUAGAGAUGAAGCAAAAGUCCCUGAUGGGCCUGGGGAAUGAGCUAGAAGAAAAACACAAUUCAGAAGCAAAGGAGGCGAAUCCUGAGAGCUUGGCCAAAGAGUGUAUUCAGAAGAGUCUUCUAUUAUUAAGAUUUUUGCCCAUGGGUGUAAGUUUAAAAGAAAGUUCUGACAAGUUGGUGACUGCAGAUGAAACCGAUCAUCUCCAGCCACUUGACAAGCAUCAGAGGACAAGCUCUGUGGUGGAAGAGCAUUUCCAGGCUUCGUCAUCUCCCACUGAAGCAGCACCCCCUGCUACAGGAGACAGGAGUCCUGGUUUGGAUGUCCAGACUAAGCUGCUGCCCAGCAGUGGCCCCCCCACCACAGAGGUGUCCUCUGCCACCUCCGAGGAGCCCUCGUCACCUUCCACACCCACCCGACGGCCUCCUUUUACCCGAGGGCGACUCCGGCUGCUCUCCUUCCGAUCCAUGGAGGAGGCCAGACCGGUGCCCACAGUAAAAGAGAAAUACCCUAUACUGAGGGACGUCCUGGACUUCAUUAAAGAUCAGUCAGUCUCGUGUGAGAGUGUUGUAAAGGUUCUUUCCUUGAGGAAAGCCCAAGCCCAGAGCAUCCUUGAAGUACUGAAGAUAAUUCAGUAUUGUGCAGAAUCCCUUGGACAGCCUCACUGCUUCCAUCCACCUUAUAUACUUUUCCUAUUAGAACUUCUGACCUGCCAGAAAGAAUUUACCAAUUAUUUUGGACACUUGGAAGGCUGUGGUGCAGAGCUUCACAAAGAAAUUCGAGACACUUACUAUCAACUUGUUCUGUUUUUGGUCAAAGCAGUAAAAGGAUUCAGUAGCAUAAAUGACAGGUCCUUGCUGCCUGCCUUAUCGUGUGUUCAGACAGCAUUGCUUCAUCUUUUGGAUAUGGGUUGGGAACCCAGUGAUCUUGCCUUCUUUGUUAAUGUUCAGCUACCAGAUCUCCUCAUGAAAAUGUCACAAGAAAACAUCAGCGUCCAUGACAGUGUGAUCAGCCAGUGGAGUGAAGAAGAUGAGCUUGCUGAUGCCAAGCAGAAUUCAGAAUGGAUGGAUGAGUGUCAGGAUGGCAUGUUUGAGGCCUGGUAUGAAAAAAUAGCCCAGGAAGAUCCAGAGAAGCAGAGGAAAAUGCACAUGUUCAUUGCUCGCUACUGUGACCUGUUAAAUGUGGACAUCUCUUGUGACGGAUGUGAUGAGAUUGCCCCCUGGCAUCGGUACCGGUGUCUACAGUGCAGUGAUAUGGAUCUCUGCAAAACUUGCUUCCUAGGUGGAGUGAAGCCUGAGGGCCACGGGGAUGACCAUGAAAUGGUCAACAUGGAGUUUACCUGUGACCACUGCCAGGGUUUGAUCAUAGGCCGGAGGAUGAAUUGCAAUGUGUGCGAUGACUUUGAUCUUUGCUAUGGAUGCUAUGCAGCAAAGAAAUAUUCCUAUGGCCAUCUGCCGACCCAUAGCAUCACGGCCCACCCGAUGGUGACCAUUCGGAUCAGCGACCGCCAGAGGCUCAUCCAGCCUUAUAUCCACAACUACUCCUGGCUGCUCUUUGCCGCACUGGCUCUCUACAGUGCCCACCUGGCCAGUGCGGAGGACGUGGACGGGGAGAAGCUGGACCCCCAGGCCCGCAGCAGUGCCGACACCCUGCGGGGCCAGUGUGUGCAGCUCAUCGGGGCCUGUCUGAUGAAGGCUCACCAGGGAAAAGGUCUUAAAGCUCUGGCUCUUCUUGGUGUAUUGCCAGAUGGUGGAUCUACCCCAGAAAAUCAGGUCCUGCCAGUCACUCAGCCCACCCGCAUACGAGAGGAGCAGCUAGAGGGGAAAACUGCCCAGGCUGCUGAGGAGCCAUCAGAGGCAGGCCCUUUUGUGCACUGCAAUGGAAAAGGAGAAGUUCAUGAGGAAAUCCGACCUUUGGAUUGCAAGCAGAAAAACAAGGUAGAUGAAAGUGUACCAUUAAUGAAGGAUCCUUCGUGCCAGACCCAAAUUUCAGACUCAUCUGCAGAUGCUGGCACACCUACAGGACUUUCAGAUGCUGUAUAUUCAGAAACAUCAACUCAGAAGUCAGUAGAGGAAAAGGCACUUACUCCAAGCCCUGAGCAAGUGUUUGCUGAGUGUUCCCAGAAGAGGAUUUUGGGAUUACUAGCAGCCAUGUUACCUCCUUUAAAGUUGGGCCCCGCAGUCCCCUUGAUAGACCUGGAGCAUGUCCUCCCACUCAUGUUUCAGGUUGUCAUCUCAAACGCAGGCCACCUGAAUGAAACCUACCACCUCACACUGGGUCUUCUGGGCCAGUUAAUCAUCCGCCUUUUACCAGCAGAGGUAGAUGCUGCAGUGAUCAAGGUCCUCUCAGCCAAACACAACCUGUUUGCAGCAGGGGACAGUUCCAUCAUGCCUGAUGGCUGGAAGACCACCCACCUGCUCUUCAGCCUUGGAGCUGUGUGUCUGGACAGCCGAGUAGGCUUGGACUGGGCUUGCUCCAUGGCAGAGAUCCUGCGGUCACUCAACAGUGCUCCUCUGUGGCGUGAUGUCGUUGCCACCUUCACAGACCACUGCAUCAAGCAGCUGCCUUUCCAGCUGAAGCACACCAACAUCUUCACUCUGCUUGUGCUGGUUGGCUUCCCCCAGGUUCUCUGUGUGGGGACCCGCUGUGUUUAUAUGGAUAAUGCCAAUGAACCACAUAAUGUGAUCGUCUUGAAACACUUCACUGAGAAGAACAGGGCUGUGAUUGUAGACAUAAAAACCCGGAAAAGGAAAACAGUGAAGGACUACCAGCUGGUCCAGAAGGGGGGAGGACAGGAAUGCAGCGACUCUGAGACACAGCUGAGCCAGUACUCUCAGCACUUUGCCUUCAUCGCCAGUCAUCUUCUGCAAACCAGCAUGGACAGCCAUUGUCCUGAGGCAGUGGAAGCAACUUGGGUCCUGUCCCUGUCCCUCAAAGGAUUAUAUAAAACACUGAAGGCUCACGGGUUUGAAGAGACCCAUGCUACCUUCCUUCAGACUGAUUUGCUGAAGCUGCUGGUGAAAAAGUGCAGCAAAGGGACCGGCUUCAGCAAAACAUGGCUCCUCAGGGACCUGGAAAUUUUGUCCAUCAUGCUGUACUCCUCAAAAAAGGAAAUCAGCACUUUGGCUGAGCGUGGAGACCUAGGACUAGAUGAUCGAGGAGAUCAAGAGGAGGAGGUGGAGCAAGCAGUCAGUAGCCCCAGUGAACCAGAGCAGAAGAAGCUAGACCCUCUCGAAGGCUUGGAUGAGCCCACCAGAAUAUGUUUCUUGAUGGCUCAUGAUGCCCUCAACGCCCCUCUGCACGUCCUCCGGGCCAUAUACGAACUGCAGAUGAAGAGGACUGAUUCUUUCUUCCUGGAGGUUCAGAAGAGGUUUGAUGGAGAUGAGCUCACAACAGAUGAAAGGAUACGCACUCUGGCCCAGAGGUGGCAGCCCAGUAAGAGUCUGAGGCUGGAAGAGCAGAGCGCAAAAGCUGUGGAUACAGACAUGAUCAUCUUGCCCUGCCUGUCCCGGCCAGCACGCUGUGACCAGGCCACUGCUGAGUCAAACCCUGUGAGCCAGAAGCUGAUCUCUAGCACAGAGAGUGAACUGCAACAGAGCUAUGCCAAGCAGCGCCGCAGCAAGAGUGCUGCCCUCCUGCACAAGGAGCUGAACUGCAAGAGUAAGAGGGCUGUCCGCGACUACCUUUCCCGCGUGAAUGAGGCCACAGCUGUUUUGUACGCCCGCCAUGUGCUCGCAUCCCUGCUCGCCGAGUGGCCUGGGCACGUGCCAGUGAGCGAGGACAUUCUGGAGCUAAGUGGCCCUGCCCAUAUGACCUACAUUUUGGAUAUGUUCAUGCAGCUGGAAGAAAAGCAACAGUGGGAGAAGAUCCUGCAGAAGGUGCUCCGGGGCUGCCGAGAGAACAUGCUGGGGACCAUGGCCCUGGCUGCCUGCCAGUUCAUGGAGGAGCCGGGAAUGGAGGUGCAAGUGAAGGAAUCGAAACACCCUUAUAACAACAACACCAACUUUGAGGAUAAAGUUCACAUUCCAGGUGCCAUCUACCUCUCAAUCAAAUUCGAUUCUCAGUGCAAUACAGAGGAAGGCUGUGAUGAAUUAGCCAUGUCCAGCAGUAGUGACUUUCAGCAGGAUCGACACAAUUUCAGUGGGUCUCAACAGAAGUGGAAAGAUUUUGAACUUCCAGGAGAUACUCUGUAUUAUCGUUUUACUUCUGACAUGAGCAACACUGAGUGGGGCUACAAAUUCACCGUGACAGCUGGACACCUGGGGCGGUUCCAGACAGGAUUUGAGAUUUUGAAACAGAUGUUGUCAGAAGAAAGAGUUGUGCCUCACCUCCCAUUGGCCAAAAUUUGGGAAUGGCUGGUGGGUGUGGCCUGUCGCCAGACUGGUCAUCAGCGAUUAAAAGCCAUCCACUUACUUCUGAGGAUUGUACGAUGCUGUAACCAUAGUGACCUCUGUGACCUUGCACUGCUAAAGCCCCUGUGGCAGCUCUUCAUCCAUAUGGAGUACGGCCUGUUUGAGGACGUGACACAACCCGGUAUCCUCCUUCCCCUGCACCGUGCCCUCACCGAGCUUUUCUUCGUUACUGAGAACCGUGCCCAGGAGUUCGGCUUGCUGCAGGAUUACUUGCUGGCCUUAACCACUGACGACCACCUUCUGCGCUGCGCGGCACAGGCUCUGCAGAACAUUGCUGCUAUCAGCCUCGCCAUCAACUAUCCAAACAAGGCGACCCAGCUCUGGAAUGUUGAGUGUUAGCCCUUGGUGCAGUGUGCAUGCAACUGGCUAAUCUGUACACAGGGAUUGGAGAGCCGGCAUCUAAAUCCAUUCAGGAAAAUUCCUGUGGCAUCAAUGUCCAACUCUCUGUGAGCUCCCACUUCUAUUCUGAUUAGAACACCAAACAGCCACGUCUCCAAGAACUCCCAAUGUCACAGACUAGCACACAUGCACAUCACAGACUAGCACAUGUGCACAUACCAUAGCAUGUAAGAAUAAGCAAAACAGUGCAGAGUUUUUCAGAAAAGGACAGCAGGAGGCCCUUCAGAAAGUUAUUCAAAGACCAGCCUUCUCUAUGAUCUCUCCGUGCAGAAGCCACAGACCCAGGAAGGCCUGGAACCAGCCUCUGUGCAAAGGUUCCAGGCCUAGUUGAGCAGGAACUGCCUGCACUUGCCCUUCGGGUGAAGACAAAGUCUGCCCAAAGCUGCCUUUCUCAGCAAGACCUGCAACAGCAGUUGGCCUGAUAUAGGAACUUCUCUUUUGCUUUUGCUCCUUGAGAAUGGUAACCCAAACCAAAACCGGCGAGAGCUCCUCCUGGCCGCCGUCUGAUCCCCAAGUAUUCAGCUUGUGACAGGGUGCUGAGUGAGCUCCCUGCGCAGCCGCAGCCCAUCCCAGAGAAAUCCUCGGGAGAACAAGUGCCCUUGGGACCAGCCAGCAGGCCGCCUGUGUGCAUCUGUCCACGCACUGGCUUCCAGCACAUCACCUUCUUUUAGUUGUUGUUAUUUCAACAUGUUUCCAUUUCUGCCUCAUGUUUUUAGAACAGAACCACACUGACCACCUUGAGAGGGCCUCAGGAGGUUGGCCAGUGGAAUAGUCAUCCCAGGUGACAAGAUCAAUUUGUGUGAAAGCAGCAGAACAUGAGGAGUACUCUUGAGCUUCUGUACGUAAAGACCUGAAGUGUUAUCAGGGGAGAUCUUAUUUUAGGGUUAAAAAAAAACAACAUCAACAAAAAAACACAUGAUUUUAUUUCUGCCCAGUGGUCGUCAGUGAUCAUCAUACUCACUUCUGGUACUCCAUGUGGUUACUGGGCUGUCACUUGUCUAGCAAUAACUACAUUUGCUCUAGUGAAUGCUGUUUUACAUUUUUCUUUUUCUGGUUUUAGUCUUGCCCUGAAGUGCUGAUUAUUAGCUUUGGAGUAUAAAGCUGGGUUGGCAUGUGGGCUCUUGCACAAGCCACAGUGGGACUUGUCAGAAUGAAAAAUAUCUGAGGCACCUGCCAUUUAAGGGUCGGUGUCUGGGCCAGAAGCACAUCCAGCACCCAAGACCAAACCCAAGGAAGGAUCAUCUUAGCCAGGGCCAAACUUGACCAGGUUAGCAAUGCCCUGGCCCUGUUUGCCCCUUGAACUCUGAACACCCCUCUGCAGGGUUUUCAGGAGUAUGGAUUAGAAGGACCUGAGGUGGUAGAUCCUGACCCAGAGGGCUUGUCCCUUCCAGGUCAGGAGGCAAAGGUGCAACAACUUUUUGCACCCCAGGAAUUAGACUCCCAGCCAUCUCCUGGGAUGCAUUUGGAGCUGUCAUGGGUGGGAGAAUCCAAAGGAGACAGAAAUAAAUGGAGGAGCUCCUGAAAUGUGAUGACCUCUAUGGCCCAUCACCCUGACACCAGAGCAUUGGGACCCAGCCCAGUCAAAGCAGCUCUGGGCCUGGCCUUGUCCCCACAUGGUUGGGACAUGAGUACAGAUGCUGCCUGCUCAGUGAGAACCGCUUUUCCAUCUUUCGCUAUUUGCCAAACCAGACUUGCUUUGCAAGCUGCCUGCGCCUCCAGAGAGGGCCCCACAUUCUGUGCCACCCCAACCCAAGUAGGUCUCACAGUGAGGAGCUUCCCAAAAGGGAAAUCACAGAGAUCAAGUCUUGGUGCUUGGGAGAAGAGGUCCCCACCUCAGAUUCUCUGACAGGUACAUGGAAGAUAGACAGGGAGAUGGUGCAACUCACUGCUGGCCUCACUGUGCCACUCACUCUCCCCUUUUACCUCAGACUGACUGAGUAACCAGAGGCAGACAGGCAGGCAUCAGACCCCUCUGGAAGUUUGUCACCAUGUCUGCUCCCCACCCUUCCAUGAGGAAGAUAAAUUGUAAAUAAAUGCUGGACUCCUCAUAGCUUCUCCCCAUAUACCCUCCUUGCUGUUUGGUCUUUCUGUACUUCAGUUUGCAUAGAACCAGCCUAAGUUUUCCCUUGACACACAGCUGCUGCUCUCUUCUGGCAAGGCCCCCUCCUCGCCUGGACCCCAGCCUCCCACCACCACCUCUGCUUCCAGCCACCUGGUGGCGUUGCAGAGCCAGAGCCUGCUCUCCUGGCCCUAGCCAGGCACGGGCCUCUCUCUGUUCCUGGUCCCCAACCGGAGCCAGUAGUAUCAGAGCAGAUUUCCAUCAAGACCAACAUCCCUUUAAUCCUUCUUAGGAGACAGGACUGCCUGGAAUGAGGUAAAACUGGUAGGAAUGAAGGUGUCGUGGAAAAAUGUGCCUAAUCUAUAAAGAAAUUCUGUUCCAAAUCAUAUAUGUUGUACAAACAGCCACUGUUCCUAAUCAGAAGAGUGACUUAUUUUCAUCAUCGUUUUUAAUUUGGUUUCUUAGGGGUUUACGAUUUUGAAUUUUUCUUAUUUGGUUGGAAAGAAAGAAUUUUGAUUUUAUCAGCUGAGGUAGUUCAGCCUGUAAAAAGGAUGCUAACUUGUGGGUAAAAUAUUCAAAUGAAGAGAAAUAUAUUGUACAAAUUCUAUAUAAAGA
Choloepus didactylus (southern two-toed sloth) is the source of this 11792-nucleotide messenger RNA. It is a transcript of the gene ZZEF1, whose product is annotated as zinc finger ZZ-type and EF-hand domain containing 1. Lineage: Eukaryota; Metazoa; Chordata; Mammalia; Pilosa; Megalonychidae. Gene Ontology annotation, molecular function: ubiquitin-like protein ligase activity; calcium ion binding; zinc ion binding. Gene Ontology annotation, biological process: protein ubiquitination; regulation of synaptic plasticity. The transcript has 55 exons. Gene Ontology annotation, cellular component: postsynapse. The record is from RefSeq and is a predicted model, not a curated record. The coding region runs from base 158 to 9058 and encodes 2966 amino acids.